Molecule: messenger RNA, 10720 nt
Organism: Porites lobata
Lineage: Eukaryota; Metazoa; Cnidaria; Anthozoa; Scleractinia; Poritidae
Source: the annotation of a GenBank genome assembly
AUGUCUUACGCUCCUUUUGCUCGGCUGUGCCGUGGUUUUGUCAGCAGACGUGUUGUAAACUCUACUCUCGCGCGGAACAUGGCAAGCGAACGAAGACACAAGAUUCUCGUCACACGAAGAGUACCACAAGCUGCCAUAGAAAUUCUCAAGGAUUCUAAAAGGUGAGAAGUUUUUGAAUGAGGUAUCUUUGUGCUUUUUCGGUGGCUCCUUAAGACAGACUUUUUGAAUAUGUUAAAAUUACACUAUUUGCGGUUCGAGGAAAACAGCACGUACAGUAGUCAUUUGUCUAUUCUUUUGUUAAUUAAAUUAAUUAAUGGUAAGACCUUACUCCCCUUUUACUUGUCAGUAUUAAAACACAGACUCGACGAAUGUUGUACUUUAUAGUCUUUUAAAGCUCACUGGAAUUGCACGAGUACGCUAGAAGCUUUUGUUUAGUUAUAUGUUUGUUUAUUUUUUUCACUGAAGAGAGGUAAACUAAUUAAGGAUGUAUCUGUUUACAUGGAGACUGAGAGUUACUAGAGCGGUAGGGGAAGGUAGCAGGCUAACCCUAGAACUCACACUUAUCUUUCCUUUUGUGUGAAAUGCUGUUUAUCAUGCAAACAUGAUUUUAACUCCCCAAAGUCCUCUUUCUUGGGUUUCUGAGUCAUUCAGACAGGAUAUUUACUGACUGUCCAAACCGUUUCCAGAUUUCAACUUGGAAAACUGAAAGUUUUUCACUAAAAAUAUAUUUAUUACAAAAAAUCUGUCCGAUUUCUGAAAAACGGUGGAACCAGUAUGGGUCCGUGCCUGGUUAGAGCCUUAAAUUUAUAGUCGAAGCUCUCCACAAUGGCCUCCUUGCGGACAGAAGAAAGUGGCAGUUGUGGAGAGGUGGCCGUUAUGGCGAGGUAGGGGUGUAAUAUGACAAAUUUUUUAGAGAGUACAACAUGUUUAUUGUGUUAAGUUCAUGGCAACAUUCGCUAUAAGCAUCAAAGACAAUUUUUGCUUAUACUGAAGCAGUAUAAAUGGAACACAAUCAAAAUACAGUUGCUGCGAUUAAUCAUCAGCACACCAUAUCGAUCAAAUUUCAUGACCAUUCUUGACAUUCUUCAGUUGCUGAAGAAACCGGCCGUUGUAUGUGGUAGCUGUUAUUGGAGGUUCGGCUGUAUUUGAAAGACAAAGACCAGAUCUUCAGUUAUUUAAGGGCAAGCAUUUAUUAAAUUAUUUCAACACUUAAAACUUUCCAGUACUCUUCAGUACAUCCUAUUCUCCAAGUUAAUAUUUAAACUAUUCAUUCAUUAUUAAAAGCUGUGAUUUGGAUCAUUGGGACUCAGAUGACCCUAUUCCCAGAGGUGAACUUCUAAACCGAGUGUCUGGUGUGGAUGGACUUUACUGCCUCCUUACGGAGAAGAUUGAUGCCGAGUUACUUGAUGCUGCUGGUUAGUGUUCAAUACACACCAUGGCUGUUCUUCAUGUGUUGUUUAAAACUAUAACGUAGAAAUCCUUGGACAAAUUCUUCAUAAACUGGUGAAGCACUCUUAUCAAAAAGGUUCAUGCCAGCUAAUCCAUUGAUGAGCCUUUUUUUCGUGGAAGAGCCUUGGUGAAAACAUCAUUAGUGGGGUUGUGACACAUUCUUUGCCAUCUUUUUAAGAAGCCAGAACGUUUUGCACAUCAAUUGAGUUCAAAAAAAUGAUGGUUCAGUGUUGUUUUUUCUAUAUUAUUUGCUUUGUUAUGUCUUAUUUUUUUUUUGUAUUAAUCUGUAAUACUUGCUCAGUUUGAUAAGCUGUACUCAUGAACUCUAAAAAUUCGACUCCUGGAGACCAAACGGGAAGAAAAAAACACAAAUAUGAGACUCUGAGACCCAGCAUUUUUCAAAUUCAAAUUUGAGACUCCAAGGUGGAAAAAUCACCUGAAAACGAGACUUUUGAGACCCAUCAAAAAUGCUUCAAAGAUUUUGAGAUUGGGCCAAAAUCAGUUUUGUAUUUGACCCCUCCGAGACCUCUGAGACCCACGUUUUUUAACGACAAGGUUUAUUUGCACCAUUCUACACCCAAAUGAAGUCAUCCAUUCAAAAAUAAUUGCGAUUAACAAAUGUAGACUUUCGUGCAAAGCUUUUUUUGACAUCAGACACUCUUUAUUAGUUUAUUAGCACCAUCAAAUGAAUGAUAAAGGGAUUUUUUAUAAGCUAAGAAAUUAUGUAAACACUCGUUCAGGUUGUUUGCGUGUAUUUUCCAUUAAAAAUUUUUGACCAAUUUCAUCUCCUACUUUGAGAACUGUCCCCAUCCGAGCUGUGAUCCACAUUUUUCAAGUUCACCACAUCAGACACUCUUUAUCUCAAUCUUUUUUCUUUACUUUGAAGAGAAACAAGGGGCACUCUAUACAUCAUUUAACUUUGAUCUGAGUUUGAAUAAAUCUAUGUUACAUAAAUUUUUUAUUUACACAUUACGCAGGUCCACAGCUCAAGGUCGUGAGCACAAUGUCAGUAGGGUUUGAUCAUGUCAGUUUGCCAGAAGCUGCAAAAAGGUAGAACAUCAGCACAAAUAAUAUUGUUUGUUGCAAGCAAAUGGAGAGUUCGUGGUUCAAUGAUAUGGAUUGUUAACUAGAUUUCUAGAAUUAUCAAACAGGGUCGGCCAGGGUUUUUGGGUAUACGGUAUACAGGGGCUUUUUAAAUUGGGUAUACGGUAUAUUGCAGCUUAAAUACGGGUAUUCGGUAUAUCACUUUCUUUGAAUUUCAGGUGUAAAGUAUACCUGGGGAGAAUUUUGGGUAUAUUUGGAUGAAUUUUGGGUAUUUUUGGGUAUUUUGGCAAAUUUUUUUCGGGUAUACUGGUAUACUACUACCCCCCUGGCUGACCCUGAUCAAAGAGUGGCCUGACCACUAGCUUUUACUGUAAUUGUUUCUCAGUCCCCCCCGACUGUAUUUAGUACUUUCAUUAGGCAAUUACAGUCAAUUAACAACCAUCAUAGAUAAAUGUAAUGGUCAAAAUGAAUUUCUCUUUUAAUUUAUAGACAUAAACUGCCAUUGUCAUUCUCUGAUACAACCAUCAUAAAUAAAUAUAAUGGUCAAAAUGAAUUUCUCUUUUAAUUUAUAGACAUACACUGCCAUCAAUGUUCUCUGAGUAAUUUUCAUUUGCAUAAUUAUUUUGAUGUUUGAUUGUGUAGAGGGAUUCCUGUGGGUCAUACUCCAGGAGUGCUAACAGAUGCAACUGUAAGUCAAUUUAAAUGUCUUGUUUUAAAAACAUUAGUAACCCAAACAUAAAACUAACUGUCUCAAAACACACAAAAAUUAAAAAUUUAACCUUAAUUAAAAUUAAUGUUCUCUGUACAAUUAAUGUACUACUAGGUACAAUUUGAUUAUGCAGUCAUUUACUUACAACUUUAACUUACAGCUGUAGAUUAACCUAAAACUGGUGACAAAAUUAGUUGAGACACUUUGCCCUGAGGGCUUUUCAAAUGUUUUGCCAAGUUAAAAAAGGAAAAAUAAGGCUUUUCUUUCCCCAUCCCCUCCAUGCAGUGUUGUGCCACUGUUCGAGGCUGCUACCUGUUGAAAACAACAAACACCCUGGAACUUACAAUUAGAAUGGAGGUCAGAGGGGAGGGGUGCAGAAAUGUUCUCUGAAGUUACCCCAUUUGAAGACAACAUCUCAUCAAUCUUGUUGGCAAUUGUAGGUAGAAUUGUGGUAACACAUUUAACCUAGAUUGAAUAAUUGUUCUGAUUUAACCUGAGAUCAGAUGUUUACCCAUAACAUAACCACCACUUAAUCAGAUGGAUGUGGAUGCAGAUGCCAGAAAACACAAUUGCCCCCAUUCUGUCAUACCACUGCUGUUCUUGUAACUUAGCCGUAGUAGUGAACCACUCAUGUAUCCCUGGCCCCUUUCUUGUCUCCUGUGUCUUCUGCACCACAACCUGCUUGAAUUCUUAGUGCCCCACUGUUUCCUCAAAAAUGCCUGCAUGUACAUGUAGGGUAGAAAGAAUCUCUUUCUAGUAUUUAAAGGUCAUUACAGUUUUGGAUUAGAAGUUAGGAAAACCAUUCUUAAUUUAAGUAAAUUCUUUUGAAUUUUUCCUUACAGUGCAGAUUAUAAAAUUUAUCAAUUUGUUUGCUAAAAUAUUUGUAAAAUAGUUAUAAUAUUAACAAUUAUGUAUUUUGUUGUAGGCCACCCUGACAGUGGCCUUACUUUUGGCUACUCAGCGACGAUUGAUUGAAGCAGCUGCAGAAGUGAAAAAGUAAGUUGUUAAAUCCUGUACAAAAUCCUCUUCCUUGUCUGCGACACUAGUUUGUUGACAAAUUUGGUAUGGAUAAUUGUUACAAAGCUGUCAUGCUAUUAAUGUACUGUAGGUUCUGUGCUAUUCUUCAGCAAGUGAAAACCGACCGUGAGAAAACAGUUUCUGCUUUUGCAAGUUACUCAAGGCCAUACAGCUUCAUCACUACAUUAUGCAUUAUAAGAUGUUAUUUGUUCUUUUUUAACCCAGUAUUUUUAUUUUCUGCUUGUGUGUUUACAGUGGUGGGUGGGGCACUUGGAAGCCACUAUGGAUGUGCGGGCCAACAUUGAUGGGUAGCACUGUUGGAAUCGUUGGAUUUGGAAGAAUUGGUUGGUAUUUUUUGUUAACAUACUUCCUGUUUAAUUCAGAGAGCCUGUAAAAGCCCUAAGUCAUUUCUAAUUGUCUACUAGACUCUCUUGUCAAAAUGCGUCAUAUUUCUAAGAGAAACCAAGCGAGAAGUGGACAUGGAAGUGGAAAUGAUCCUAGCAGUUGAAUAAACAACCUAAGUGGUUCAAAAAGAACCUGAAAAAAAUUAGGCUUGACCCAGUAUCGUUACCCUGAUGUUUGUGAUGAUUGAAUGCAAUGCUCCAUGCAUUAAGCUAAUCAAGCCCACUGGAGAGCAGGCUAUUGUGUAUUUGUAAAUUAAUACCUAAGUCCUUUACUUGUUGUUAAGCACUUUGUCAUAUACUGGGUAUUUACUUACAUGUAUGCCGUGGGGAACAAGCAAGAGUAGUGUAGUGGUGGAAGCACUCACUCCCACCAAAAUGGCUUCAUAUUUUGAAUCGCAGAGACAAUGUGAUGUUUGAGUUGAUUCUGUUGUUGGUUCUCUUCCUUUCUUCAAGAGGUUUUUUUUCUUUACCCACACCCAUUUUCCCUUUCUUGAAAACCAACAAUUCCAAAAUCCAAUGACACCAGGGAACUGGUAGAUACAAAGAGCCACAGACUCUUUAUGUUUAUUUGGUACCAUCAAAAUCAUUAUUUUAUUUAUUUAAUUGUUAUUUAUUUGGUUAUUAGUAGCUGUAAUUCAUCAUAUCCUUCAGGUGUUGCAGUGGCACAAAGACUUGCUCCAUUUGGUGUUGCAAGAUUUUUGUAUGCUGACGUCGAAAAGAAGCCAGAAAAUGGUGAGCCAAUCUCCAAUUAUAAUGCAGCAGUGUCAAUAGUCUCUGAUUUUAAGUGAAAUACCCUUCCCUCCCCUGUGGAUACAUUUUUUGGUUUCAUUUAAUUUUUCGUUUCAUUUAAGUACCUCUUUACCCAUCCCAUGGGGUAUUUCAGGUUUGUUUUACAGUUCCUUGAGGAAGGUAGGUUUAAUCACUGACAAGCUGAUCAUGUUACCCCUUCUAGCCAGUUUUUAUUGUAAGGUGAUCCAGAUUUCACCAUCUUGGAAAUUUUUGCUUCUGGAAUGGGGGAUCUUGGGCUUUGGAAUCUGGCAUUCAGCUCAAGGAAUGAAAAAUCCUUUGGAUAAUCCAAGUUCCAACUCUGGAAUCCAGUACCUGUUAAGAAUCCAGUACCAGACUCCACGGCAUGGCAAUACAGAAUUCCCAGAUUGUCUUGGAGUUACACUUUUGCCAUCACUCAAUAAGCCAUUUUUUAAUUGAGCAGGGGGCUGGGUACAAAUGUGUAUUAAGUCAAUUGAAUUAAGAAAUUAUAAGAAUUCAAACGUAAGUGCAUUUUUUAAAUUUGAGUGUUUUGCCUGAAGUGUACCUUGGAAAAGAUCUGUUGGCUUGUGGCCAACACCAAAACAUGGAAUGCAAAGACAUAGCUUACUGAAAUUUAAGAGAGCUUUGUAUGGUUGGAGUGACAUGCACCAUUCAACACCUCCCAUUCUAUUUAACAUGGACAAGCUGUAACAAUUCAAUGACUGAAGCUCAAGUUUCCACUGACUGAAAGUCUAAUGACGUUUUAAAUUUUAUUUUGUCUUAAUUAGUUGAAAAGAUGGUCACACCCAAAGCCGAACAUGGUGAGAUUUUUAUUGUUUGUCAAUAUAUUGUCAUACUGCAUAUACAGAUGAUUUGUUUUGCAUCAUCCUCUUAGGAUAUUAUCAUUAGAAGGCAGUUAUUGUAUCGCCAGAAAGAUAUCAGCAUUAGAAUCCAAUUCUGAUUUGUCAGCAUAAGUUUUGAUUGACUUAGUGACAACUGACAUCAUAAGCUUAAAUUGUAUGGUUUCCAAUGAACAUCACACUAAGUACCUUCAUUGUUCUCGGUAACUUUUAGUUUAACAUUUUCAACCAGAGAAUCUUACCUAAAACAUAACCUAACAGUUUUCCUGUCUGAUAUUUUAUACCAUGAGAAGAAAUGGGUGUUAAACAACUAAAUCCCUAGAAAAUUUUAAUGUCAUUAUGCUGAUAAUAAAUUUUAAAAUAUGUGUCAUUUUGUCAGCUAAGCUUAUGAGAGUAUUCUUUUCUAAAUAUUGCAGUGGAUAUGGAGACAUUGUUUAAGGAGGCUGACUUUGUGACUGCCCACACUGCUCUUACACAAGAAACAGCAGGUAAAGUUGGAUGUUCAACAACACCAUUGAAACCCACAAGUCCAGCUGUGAAUGUCAAGCAAUAGGUGUUAUCAUCAGUGCGGGGCCCCGUCCCCUUAUGAGAGGCGUGUUUAGAAAAGUGUCAGUGGACAUUAUCAAUGUUUUGAAGUUCGGCUCAAAUAUAGGAAAUUGAUGGAAUUGGAUUUUUUUAUGGUGGCUGUCGCAAUCCCUGAUUCAUUUCCUUAUAAGGGUGUGGCAAUCUGAAUUCAUCAUUUUCACAUAGACAAUAGACAAUAAUGCACCUUCACAUAGACCAUAAUGCACCUUGUUUAACCCUCAAAAUUUUGUAUAACCAUUGUGUUCAAUUUCUCUUGAGACGACCGUAGUAACCAGGCGAAUUUGGAAACAUUGGUUAUGCAAAAUAUUGGAGGGUAAACAACUUGCUUAUGGUCUAUGUAAAAAUGGUAAACUGGGGCAAAAAAUCCUUUCGGAAGUUUUUUCUUGCAUACGGGGCUGUCAGAAAAUGGCUUCUCAGUAACAUGCAUUUCUUGCGGGCCGGUGGGGGGGAGUGCGGAUUAAAAAUUGGAAUGUCCCCAAUUGAGCGACACUCCAGAUAGAGGACUUGGUACUUUUCCAUUUGGAAGAAAAUCAGGUACUCACCGGUAUUUCUAAAGCAAUUAUGAUGAGUUUGUCAUCUCAUCUGGGACAUGUAACCGUUUAUACAUCUUUUUUUUCCUGCACACAGGUAUGUUUAACAAAGGUGCAUUCUCAAAGAUGAAAAGCAAUGCGGUUUUCGUGAACACCAGCAGGUAAGAGAGGUCUUAUUUUUUCCGUUGUUAAUUCAGUAGAUAAUGGUUAUAGAUAAAGGUUGAUUAAAGGUAAUUUUCCCCGCGAGUAAGCUCUCUAUUUCGAGUGGAUAUCAUCUCCUUUUGCGUGUAGCUCGCGCGUGACUUUCCACGACAUCACCCAAAUAUAAAGCUUGCUUGCAGACUAAAAUAAUUCAUGACGUCUUGGCAUUUGAGAUAACGGUCACUCCGAGGACGAAUACCAUAGCAUCAUUUGUUGGUCUUGAAUAAAUGAGUAAAUUUAUUGUUUUGUUUUAGAGGAGGAGUGGUGAACCAGGAUGAUUUGUAUGAAGCACUGAAGACGGGCCAAAUAUGGGUACGUUUUUUUGUAACUACAUGUAGUAAAUAAUGGGCAUGACGGGCACUUUUAAGAUGUUCGAUCGCAUAAAAAACUAACUAACUAACGUUAUUUUGGAGAGAGACAUUUUCUAUAUAGAAUUAGAAUUUGGAAAACGGUUCAGUUUUUUUAUGAGAGGGUGGAUGAUGUUCGACAUUCCAACCGUUAUCCAACAACAUUCAGCACCACGCAACAAGGUGGUGUAAUGGAUCGAAGAUUGUUGGAUGAAGUGAGGCCAACACCAUUCCGAUAAGGCAUCGAACAAAGUUAGAUGAAGUUGUCACAACAUCCUGGAUCCGUUUGAAUAAGGCCUGAGUUGCAAAAAAAUAUAACCAACUUGACGUGCGCCGAGGCAUUGAAUAGGGAGUUUGAAGCAACCACUGAGAAAGGCAAAGGCAACAGGUACAUCUUCCAUGCAAAACUUUGACGGGAAACAUUGCCUUGUGACGUAUCAUAGAGCAUUUUAACACUCGACGACACAUUUUUCUUUCUCUUUUUAAACUUUGAUUCGCUCCCUUUUAAUCCAACUCCAGGAAAACUCGCUUACAAUUGAACAAUUGAGCCUGUUAAAAUAACAGCCCUAAAUUUUAGAAGAACGAGAAUGCUCUUUAUAAAUGGCGUCUCCUUUGCCGUCACCAUCCUGGUUGCUUAUCCUUAAUACACUGUUUUCUUUUUUUAAGAAGAUGUUUUUUAAGAAUAUCGAGGCUGAAAUUAGUGAAAUUUUAAGAAUAUUUGAAGAAUAAACCCAAGGCUGAGAUUGAUUGAUAUUGAUAAGAUACAAUAACUGUAUGUGAAUUAUUGCUUUCUCUAAACGGCAAACGUAGAAAAAAAAAUUGAAAAAAUUCUGCGCUUGCCAUAAUCAAAUGUUCGAUGCUAAUGACAGUUUGAUGAACGGUACAUGACUGACAGGAUUUGUACCGUAAAUAUAGCACAAAAGAAAUGAACAAAACCGCCAAGAGCCGUAAGAAUAUUUUCAGCCUGAAAACGGCAGAAAAAUAAGAAUAUUCAGCCUGGGUCGGAUAAACAACAUUCGUACGUGGAAAGAGUGUAUCAUUUGAUUUCGAUCAAAUUUUAAUUGAAAAAAUUUUAGUCGAACAUAGUCUGAUGACCGACUGUAUAGAGGCUCUGUGAGUUUGUCGUCAUUUAGUAACAAACAAUUUUGUCUGUUGGGACCCUGGUAACUUGCUGGUAACUUGGCUUCUUUUUCCAGGGUGCUGGUUUGGAUGUUACAGUUCCUGAACCUCUUCCUUUGGAUCAUCCACUGCUCACCCUUAAGAACUGUGGUAAGAACUCUUCAUUCCCGUUCAUUUCAGAUUAUUUCUGCCUCUCUGUCUUCAAACUUUGCCCCCUUUAUUUAAAGAAGGGGAUCCAUGGGGCUCUUGACUUCCAAUUCCCCAGGAUCAGUAGUCCGAUCUCAUGAAGACGGAAACAGUAGGUCUCUAUUACAGGCAACUCUCGUCAUGCGGACAGUUCGCUAUUACGGCGACAGCAGCCACUACCCCGGCAAAAAAAUUAGCAAUCAUCUAAAGAAGUAUGCCGCAGAUCGAGAAGGGGCCGAGGCGGAUCAUCCGAGAUCUGCAGAGUUGUUGAGAUCAUUGAGAUCAUACUGAACCUCAUAUAAUAAUUGCUAAAUGAUUAUCGCAGCUAUGUACGAAACAUCCAUCCAUUAGAGCCCAACAGUGUCACCAUUCUUUCCGUGUUUGAUCUUUCAGUUGUGCUUCCCCACAUUGGCAGUGCAGAGGAAUCCACAAGGGAGGCUAUGGCUGUUCUUGCCGCGAAAAAUCUCCUUGCGGGAUUAACAGGAGAGAACCUCCCAGCUCAAGCAAAGCUUUGACUCUAGCCGUUGGCCUUGUAAAGUAUAGGUUUCUCGAAGAUUAGAAGAUAGAGGAAUGUUCUACUCUAUAGAACAAACGUCCUCCUAUGUGUUUUAUCCUGUCAGGGAGUCGUAAAGUAACAAAAAUUAAGAUUAACUUGUAGGUAGAGCUAAGUAUAACAAAAGGGGGAUUGUUGUACGGAUCUCCUUCCUCCGGGGGGGUACUCAACAAAGUUUUAUACUGGGAGGCUUCGCCCCGAAGUCCAACCUCUUACCCUUUCAAAUACCAUUUUUUGGACAGAAAAGGUACCUCUUUCGUAUACCCUCUACUCUCUCGAAAAACGGUACCCCUUUCUCAUACCUAGUUUAGAACUUUGCAUCCCUUUUCACUGCCGUGAAUGCAGUCUUUAAAAUACGAAUAAAUCACAAAACUAAAACGUUUGCUCGACCUUUUCAUAGCCAUAAGAUACAAUGCAUCUGUGAGCCCUUUUUGGCCUUUUUACAGACCGAAAUGACAGAUUUCUGUACCCUUUCAUAUACUUGAAGCCUAAAAAAGGUACCCCUUUCGGGCGGAGCCUCCCCGUAUAGGCCAUCAUAGGGAGUGUUCCACCGGGCUCAUUCCUGGGUUAUUAAAUCCCAAAACAGGGGGAAGGAGUUACAUAAAAAUAAAGGGGGUUACUCAUUGUUCCUUUUAUGGGGAUAAAAACUGUAAACCUUAAAUUAUUGGACAAUUUGAUCUUGAGAGGUCUCUCAAAAAAUCGGAUGAGUAGAAAGUGAUUGAUGUUAAUUACGUUUUAAGGAUGUCUUCGGAAUUGUCCGGCCGACAGGCAGCUCGGCUCAGGCCGUCAUUUUUAAAGGGUAGUCCCACACCGAGAUCUUUUAGAGUUUAGGUGUCCUGAAUAACCUGUGUUUUAAGACAACGUAAUGAAGCUCAGUGCAAAGAAAUAACAUCAAUUUGAGGUUUUGGGUUGUUUGCGAGCUUUUGCUACAUUGGUCGGGUUUUUGUGUUUGGCACCGAAGCUAAAAAA